Messenger RNA from Linum trigynum, 6141 nucleotides. The record is from the annotation of a GenBank genome assembly. Lineage: Eukaryota; Viridiplantae; Streptophyta; Magnoliopsida; Malpighiales; Linaceae.
CAGACGAUCGAAAAAGGAAAGAGUUCAUCAUAAUCUAAUGUAUCUACAAAUUUGAGAGGGGGAUUUCAGGACCAAAUAUAUCAACAUUGGUAUGGGGUAACUAGUGGUAGAUGAUGAAAUGUGGUAAAUGACAGUUAGUAUAUUCCUACAAUUAUGUAUACGAUAAUUAUAUACUAUAGUCAUGGUACACUUCCAUAUCAUGUGGUAAAACAGAUUUACUUUCCUUAUAUAUAUAUGAUGAUCACUUUGUUAUUAAUUAGAUUUACUUUCCAUAUAUCUAUAUGAUCACUUUGUUAUUAAUUAGAUUUACUUUCCUUAUAUCUAUAUGAGGACUUUGUUAUUAAUUCAUGGAGUUGCCUCUCAUAUUAUAGUUAGUCAACUUUAAUUCAUUCUUUUUCCGUUAUGCGGUCAUCACACUCCUACCCACCCAUCUAUAUAUAAACUGAUGAAAGUCUUGUGGGUUUAUAAAAUUCUAGAAUUAGAGAGAAUUCAAAAGACAGAGGCAAGUGUAGAUUUUCCUUGAAUUUCAAUGGCCAAUUUAAACUUGAAUGUUAAUUCUGAGGACGUUCUUCUUGUGCAGGGAAUUAGUAGUGAAAGAUGAUCAUGGCUGCAAGGACUAAAGUUUCAAUAAUCUUGUUUUUGUGGUCAUUUGCGGCACUAGGCCGUUAUUAUGUAAUUUCAGGAUAUGAAUUAUCCGAUCAAGAGUUGGAAAGACAACUAGAGCUUCUAAAUAAGCCUGCCGUUACAACUAUUCAGACAAAAUACGAUGAGGAAUAUGAUUGUGUUGAUUUUUAUCAACAACCUGCGUUUGAUCAUCCUUUAUUAAAGGAGCAUAAGUAUGAGUAUAAGAUGAGCUCGUACAAUCACCAAUUAAAUCGAAGAACAUAUGAUGAUGCAUCUUAUAUCAAUCCAUUCGAUAUUUGGAAAAAUGGAAAAGGAUGUCCAACCAAUACAGUUCCGAUUAAAAGAAUAACAAAAGAAGACCUCAUUCGAGCAAAUUCAGCUAACGAAUUAGCGUAUACAAAUUCAAUCAAUAAUCUAAAUCCAGGUGUUGAAGUAGCUGUGUUGCGUACUACAAAAAACAAGAAGUACUAUGGAGGUGGAAUGAUCGGAGCUAUAUAUCAUCCUGCGGUUCAGAGUUCACAAUAUAGCUCUAGUCGUUUUAAAUGUGAAAACUAUCCAGAUAGUAUUGCUGUUGGAUGGACGGUCAAUCCAAGCUUAUAUCCGGAUAAUGAACCUCACCUUUUCAUAUAUACCAUUACCAAGGACUCGCACUGUUAUAAUACCUACUGUCCUGGCUUUCUAAUCAUGUCCCCGGCGAUACCUCUAGAUUUGCUACUGAAACCAUAUUCUAGGCCCGGGAUAAAGAUGGUGGAGUUGAAGUUCCAUAUCCGCAAGGAUGCUAUAAAUGGAGACUGGUUUCUACAGCUGGGACCUAACAAUUUUACCGUCGGGUCUUGGCCGCAAAGAAUAUUCACAAGCUUGGCAGAUUCGGCAGAUUAUGUAGAAUGGGGAGGAGAAGUUUAUAGCCCGCCGAACAUGACUCCGCCGCAGAUGGGCGCCGGCUACAAGCCUAUGCAAAAGCUUCGAUUCGAUUGCUACGGUAGGCUGGUCAACCUAAUAGAUGAAUUGCACGAAGAUGAUUAUAAUCCUCCAUCGUGUAAAACUUAUCAAAGCAGCAAGAGAUAUCAGAUAAUAGACGAAGGGGAUGUUGGGUCAGGCUUGAUACGCCUUAUUCUCUUUGGUGGUAGCUAGGUGAUUUAUACACUCUAGAACCAAAUAAUGUAAUAGGAUAAUAUCAUGUUACUAUCUAAACUAUGUGGGAAUAAAAGAGUAAUGACUCGUAGUGUUUUAUGAGAAAAUUAUUGUUGAAAUUGAAUUGAUUGCAUAUUGACUUGUUGAACAUUGAUUAAUUAUUCACAGUUCAUGGUUCUUUAAAAAAAAGGUCAAACAAUGGCGUUCGAUGUUUUUUACAACUCACAAGGCAGAUCUACAUUAAAUUAACUCUUUUUCUGUAGAGGUUUAUUGAGAGCCCCAUAAUUACGAUGAUGGAUAAUUUUUAGAGAAAAACGAUUAACUUGACAGUUGAUGUCGAGUUGUGAUUUAUUUAGAGCACAUAAUCAGUUAUAUUCACCUCCUAGUUAUUGCCACAAGAAGUAAUUGUCUUGAAAUAAGACCACUCUACUGACGUGGAGUGACAGUUACUCCCCAACUACUAUAAUGCUGACCGGGUAGUAGUAGUAGUGGUCUCCCCCUCAAUUUUGGCCCUCCUCCACUUAGUAACUCCUCCUUAGCUUUGCUUGUCGACUGAGAUCAACAGUAAGGCAUGAAGACCCACUUGUCACAUAUGGGUGGGUGUUUAGAUCACAUGGCUCUAAAUGACAAAAACAAUUCACCACUUAUGAUCAUGGGAACGGGGGUGGCCCUAUUGCAUGUUCCACGGGAUCACUCUUGCCACACUAGGAGUAUUGUUGAUGCCCCCUCCUCAUCACAUCAGGGGGGGAUAUGUUGAUGACAAUCCCCUCAGUCCUCAUCACACCAGGGGGUUUGUUGAUGAUCCCCUCAUCACAUAAGAGUGGUAUUAACACUUAGUCAAAUUUUUGUUUGUCACCAUGUUACACUUAUCUCCCUCGUCUCCACGAUACUUGGCCAUUUUUUAUCCUACCUUAUUGCACUAAAGAGGCUACACUGAUAGACCCCCUAAUUGUCAUACCAGGGGUAUGUUGAUGACCCAUCUUGUAAGGUGUAGUUUGAAUAUGUUUUAUAUUAUAUCAUAUUGAUGGCACUAUAUUUAUAGUCUCAUAUUUGAUACAUUUUUCCCUCAUAAUAAUGCAUCUUAGUACUUUCUUUCAUAUUUCAUAUCUAAAUCAUAACUAUUUGAUUAAUCAGCCUUCAAUAGACAUAGGAUAUGGUUUUUUUACUCUUUAAUGCCUUCUUAGUAUGUUUUUUUUGGUUUUCAAUGUAUAAAAUGACCUAAAAGGAUUUGGAUCAAGCAUUGUACAACUCUUGAGCACCAAAGGGAGUAAACAGAGAAGAUUAAUGAUCUUUCAUGACAAAGAUGAAGUCCAAUGACGGAGAGGCCUACUAGUAACCACGAAUAGAGUCUACGAGAAGCCCAAUGGAGAAAGACUCGGUCCAAACAAAAGCAAGAACAAGUGGCGGCCCAACAUCGAGUCCAACCGUCACCCAUGGAAAACUGGACAAAUCGUGAUCAAAUCUUCAGAGAGGUUGUCCAUGGAACAAGGAGUCUGGCCCACAAAGAAAAUAAGAGGCGGUUCCUACCGCCACCCAGCCUGAUCAUGGCCCAAACCCAAAUGAAGGUCCAGAAGGCCUUACUUCGACCCCAAGUCAGAGAAUCUGAGUCCUAGAGGUGUUAGUAAGCUUAUGGUCGAGUUUAGGAGGAAAUACCCCAGUGUACCCCUUCUCUUAUACUAUAUAGAGGUGCUUUGACUUUAGUUAGAAACCAACUUUUACAUUCAGAAAUAGCUGAAGCUCUAUCAUAUUGAGGAGAGAAUGACUCCACCAUCGAUGCAUUCAUCCUUAAUUCAUAUGGCUAGCUAACUACUAUUUGGGAUGUCGAUUCUAUAAUGUGUGAUAUAUUGCUUUCUGUGAUAUAAUGAGAUGCCCUAUAGCAUCGAUUAUUUGGUUUAGAGGAUCGAUGGCUUAGUCUUUGUAUGUUUGUUAUCUUUCUAUGAUGCAUUACUAUGUGUAUUAUUUAUACUACUAUUAUGAGUGAUAGGAAAUUACUCUUGUGUAGUAGGCAUCAUUAUUAGGCGUGUAUAAGGGGUGGGCAAUGGGCGGGUUGGGUGGAUUUUGGUCUCAAAUUGACUCACCCGCUUACUAGCGAGUUGGAAUAAUUGUGACCCGCAACUACCCACAUUCUUCUGCGGGUUGGGUUGGGUGGGUGGCGGAUAGGUGCGGUUGGAUCACUGGUCAACCCGCAAAGCAAUUCUCCAACUAGCUAUUAAGAAAGUUAACUAACAUUUAUAAUAAGUUCAUAGCAAAUUAGUAAGACUGUAUAAAUUUAGACACUUCUCAAUUUGUCUCAAGUGAAUCCAUGUAGUAUUUGCAUAAAAAUCUUACUACUCUAUCAACCAAUUGUGUAAAGAAAACUUACGCAUUUUGUGAUUUUGAUACAAUUAAUAAUUUAUAGUUUGCAUCCCAGUAUUUAAUGGAUAUUAACAAUAAUUUGCAUCUCAAUAUCCUAUAUAUAAUGGAUACUGCACAACAGAAUAACUAUUUUUAUUUGCAUCUUUUGAAGUAUAUGGUCAAACUGUAGUGCAGUUCAAAAAUAUGAUGAAUAUUCGACACUAUAAGAAACAACAUUUUUCAUGUGAAAAUAGGAUGUGGAUCAGACGGGUGACCCGCAAUCCACCUACCACCCACCCACAUAAGUGCGGGUGGGAGAUUUAUCAAUCCGCAAUCCACCCACAUCAAUCACCCACUGCUUGCGGGUCGGAUUAUUUGCCAGUGGAUCGAUAUUAAUUCGCGGAUUAACCACGUUCCCAACCCUAGAGUGUAUAGGUGUGUGGAUUGUGGGUGGGGGGGGGGGGGGGGGGGAGGGGGUGGUGUACAAGUCUUUAUGUCUCAAAUGAUGAUUUAUUUUUAUACUAUCAAUCCUCUUUUCCUAUUGAUUUAUUUUUAUACUAUCUUUUCCCUGAAAACAUAUACAUCACGAUUAAGGAACAUUAAUAAUUACAGAUUUAGUUUCCCUAUAUAGAAAUCCACUUUUUGUUAUUAAUUUAUGGAGUUGCCUUCAUAUUAUAGGCAGUCAACUUUAAUUCAUUCUAUUUCCAUUAUGCGGUCCUCACACUUCUACCUACCCAUCUAUAUAUGAACUAAUGAAAGUCAUGUGGGUUUAUAAAAUUCUAGCAUUAGAGAGAAUUCAAAAGACAAAGGCAAGUGUAGAUUUUCCUUUGAAUUUCAAUGGUUUAUUUAAACAUGAUUGUUAAUUCUUAGGAUGUUCUUCUUGUGCAGGGAAUUAGGAGUGUAAGAUGAUCAUGGUUGCAAGGACUAGUUUUUCAAUAAUCUUGUUUUUGUGGUCAUUUGUGGCAUUAGGCCAUUAUUAUGUAAUUUCAGGAUAUGAAUUAUCCGAUCAAGAGUUGGAAAGACAACUAGAGCUUCUAAAUAAGCCUUUUGUUACAACUAUUCAGGUGAGAUGAUGAAGUUGUGUGUAAUUUUGUGUUUGCGAAAGUUUAAUUCAGUUGUUCAAUUCUCUUUCUUUUGUUUAAUUGGAUGAUUUCCAAACAGACGAAAUACGGCGAGGAAUAUGAUUGUGUUGAUUUUUAUCAACAACCUGCUUUUGAUCAUCCUCUGUUGAAGGAACAUAAGUAUGAGUAUCAGGUACAAGAUCUUUUGUAUAUAAUAACUGCAUUUUGUUUCAUGGGAAUUUUUGCCAAUUUAUGGUGCUACAUAUCUUAAAAAAAUUGUAUUCCGACGUCAUUUGCAAAUGUGGUUAUGAAAUUAUGUGAAAAUAAUUUUGAUAUCAAUACUAUUAUGACACUAAAAAUAUCAUCGCAUAAAAAGAUCAAUACUAUUUGAUAUCAUAGUUUUGUGGUUACAAUUACAAGUACUACGUACUACCUAAACAAUUUUUAUUAACAAUUGAGAGAAGGAUAUGUUAUAAUCUUUCUUUGAUAUGGAUGCAGAUGAUGUCAAAUAAUCACCGGUUAAAUCCAAGAACAUAUAGUGACGCAUCUUAUAUUAAUCCAUUUGAUAUUUGGAUAAAUGGAAAAGGAUGUCCAACCAACACCGUUCCAAUUAAAAGAAUCACAAAAGAAGACCUUAUUAGAGCAAAUUCGGCUAGUGAAUUAGCCUAUACAAAUUCCGACAAUCUAAAUCCAGGUGUUGAAGUAAGUUAUGUGCGCAAAUGAUUGUUAAAUAUUAUUUUUUAGUUCUCUUCGUUUAUCUAGUCAUACAUUUAUGUUCCUGCACAACUAAAAGCAAAUUUGUAUGGCACAGUGUUGUUAAAACCGAACCGGACAUCGAUCCGGAUUAGUAAGAGGUUCAAGGUUUAUCGGAUAACCGGUAGUUAACCGGUAUUAAAAACCGGUCAUAAACCGGUGUUGGCCUAUAAUAUCUCCACUCUAGUCUCUACAAAUAAGGAAGAAUAGAGAGAAUUAAUAAAUUCAAAACUGAAAA